UAAUAUUUUAAUGUUCAAAGUUUAAAAUUAUUCGUUUGGUUUGAAAUAGUAUCCGUUCGCCAUUCGUUGGCUAUUUCUAAGAUUCUCUGAACAAGCAACAAUAGGCACCGAGAAAAGAAACAUUUGGCGCGGAACUCAAUGCUUGAAUACAAAACAACGCGAAACCGUGACUCCGUUGACACAUAAAUGCGCGUUUUACACGGUUGACAUGCAUGCUUGCCACAAGCUUCAAUAAUUGCAAGUUUUCUGGUAUUUCUCAUAACGUUCUCCUAAACUUGUCGUACGUCGUAUUAUAUCUUUAACAGCAUGCCAGUAAUAAAGUGUUUCUAAUCAAGCUAUACUUUGAUAUAGAAAAUUCUUUUUCUAUUUAUAUUGUAUAUCAGUUGUGAAUGUUCUGAAACAAAUAAAUUCAUGAAAUUCAUCAAUUUUUAAUACUCUUUUAAAUAAGUUUUAAUAUUGAUUGUGCACCAUAGAUAAAUUCAAACGAGAGAGAAUCUCGUUAAAGCAUCGUUAAAACAAUAAUAAGUGACCACGUCUUUUACAAUCGACAGAUACAAACCGAUCCAAACUCUGAGUCACGUACAAAUGUUACAAUUCGACAAAUAUUUGUAGGGAAGCAAUGCUUGAGACGUUGCACGGGUUAUUAGAGUCCAGCUAGUAUAUAUAGUUAGAUGCUAGGAAGCCUCAUAUACUAGACUUCUAUUAUUACACCGGGUCGCUCGCUUAGACUCAGUCGAUGUUGGCUCCCUGAACCGUGAGAACGCUUCGUCGAACACCUGAGAACGCCGGCGAUCCGUGCCGCGCUCAGUCGUCUUCGAGAGCGUCGAACCGCUCGUGUCUACGGAGGACGUGCCUCCGUUCGUGCUCCAUCUUCGAAACUUCAGCUCUUUACAAGUCCGUACACGUGAAUCCAUUGGAUAAUACUUGCUACAAUGCCUUACUACGGUGACGGUUUAUCCCCCUAUUACUAUGGGGGACCUUUCUCCAAUCACAGUUCAUUGAUGACUGGUGCUCCACGACCGCUUCAUUCGCCGCUCUCUCGAUACUCGCCGCAUCUGUCGACGAUCACGGAGUCCCCGUUGUCCACUCUACGUCGCUACUCACCCGUGGCGAUCCCCACGCGAUCCAGACGCGUGAUCGACACCGCGGAUAUAGACGUGUCGACGCCCAGAACCCUGUCGCAGGAUGGUGGCAAUCACCAAAGAAAUCGUCUACGACGCGACAGGCCCACGAUCAAGAUCAGGUGUCAAGCGUUGAAGGAUAAUCCCGCUUUGCGGCAGCACAACGAGAAGCACGAGAAAUCCGUGGGUGAAUUGUUGGUGGAGAAGUUUUUGAUCAAGGACAAGAAGUUGGAAGACGAGGAGAAGCAGCGUCUCCAGCAACAUCUGUUCCAUCAGAUCAGUCUGGACAGGGGGGAGGGGAAGGAGAAGGAGGGGAAGAAAGAAGAGGAGGAGGAGGGGAAAGAGGAGGAGGAGGAUCGUGACCUGCAACAGGUGAAAAAUAAAAUUACGAGAAGGUUUACAAGGAGACGAUCUUCGGCGGAUAUUCAAUUGGAUGCUGAACAGAUAGAGAGGAAAGUGGCUUACGCUCAGGUCCAGGCAAAGGUGUUGGACACGUUGGUGGCUGAAGAGCAAGCGGAGAUUGAGAACGAGGUCCGUAGAGGGACGUUGAUCAACAAGGGGAAGCGAAAACCUGUCCCGAGCUUCUUCAGGAACGUGGAUGGUGAUUCCGUGUCGCAGAGCGAGGAGGAGGCCACGGCACAAAAGAUGAGAAAGACGUUGAAGAAGAUGAAGAAGAGGAAGAAAACCAUCGAGAAACCUUCGCCACCUGAAACGAACGAGAGUUCAAGGGUGUGCAAUAUCUCGAGCGACGUAUCCGAUUCCAGGACAAGUGAAAAUGAGGGGAAAAUUGAUGAGGAUUCGAGAUGUUCCCAGAAGAUGUUGGAGGCCGGUAACAGCAUUGAGGAUUUCUCCACAGCCGUCUGGGCGAACGGUGGAAGCGUGGAACAGUUCAGGGAGAGCGUGAGGAUACCGAUCCCUAAAAAGAUAGAAAAGUUAGACAGGCACGAUGUCCAAGAAGAGGAAGAGGAAGAAGAAGAAGAAGAAGAAUAUGAAACGGAAGUUGUGUUACCUGUGAAGAAGCCUUACGUGAAGGAUACCUCGAGGAACAGCGUGUACUUCACGGUGAAGACACCUCCGGAUUCGACGAAGAACGACCCCCUGAAGAAAUUAGAAAGCACAAAGGCGGGGAAAGGGGAUAAGAUUAAUAAUCGGAUCUUCUCCCUGGAUGUGAAAACUGAUACGAGCCUGAAAUCAAAACCUGUUGAGGAUAAAAUGGUUGGGGAGCAAAAGAAAACGGUUGGAAUUCCCGAGGGAACGAAAUUCGAAGGAUCGAUGGAGGAAAAGAUUGCGGGAAGGAAGGAGAUUAUCGAUAAGUCGACGAUAAGUCCGUCAUCAAGGAUCGAAGCGAAGAACGUGACGCCAAGUGUUGACCCGUUGGCGAGCGAGAGCAGCGCCAGCGAAGCGCUUCCAUCGGUCGCGGACAGGCUGCCAAAAGCGUCUAAAAUUAAUACGGAUGAAAAUAAUGCCGUAGAAGCGCCAAAGCGUGUGUUACGAGAAGCGCAGUACCUGGCAAAGCCGACGAAAGCCGAGCGUGGCGAGGACGUGGUGGUAUCUAAGUUGUCGGAAAAGAAGGUGGACAAAGCCGUGACCUUGAACGCCACCCGCGCACCGGGCACCACUGCUUGUGGGACGGCGGCGAAGAUAGGUCAACCCGCGGUUGACUAUUCAGAGACCCUGGAAAAAGAUAAUACAUCGUCAAACGAUCGUUCUUCCGUGGAUGACGCAAGCGGGCAACUCGUGACUAAAAAGAUUAUUCUAGAGGGUCCCAAAGGUGAUACGCAAAAGAGGGAGGUGAAGAUCGAGGAAGGAUCUAUCGGGAAGGAUGAGGUGAAAGGAAGCUGGUCGGGUGAUAGGAAAAUGGUUAAACUGGAGAACGAGGGAAUUCCGAGAUCGCUCUUCAAAGUGGCGACGAAAAAGACUGAGAUCGACGAAGAGGGGAUUAAUAAAGCGGCGUUGAAGGGCGUUAACUUGCAGUGCACGCCAAAGAUUGAGGAAGGGAAUAAAGAAUCGAAGAUUCCAUGGAGGGACAAAGUUUCCAAGGUCAAUAGCUAUGGGGAUAAUAGUAAGGUUGCAUCGGAUAGAAGUAUAAGCGUCGAUUCUAAGCCCGUUUCGAUCAAGCAGUCGACGAUGGAUCAAAAGUCCUUGAAACAAUCCAUUUCCGUGGAUGAGAAUUUGACGAGCAAAAUAAAUUUCGAGAAACCGAUUCUUAAUGGAGAAGUCCAAGGAAGCUUGUCCAAAAGUACGUCUUCGGAAUCUAUAGAUUUCUGGAGCGAGAUCAAGGGACCGGACAGCCCUAAAGCGGGAAAGUUGUCCAACAAGGGAUUCAGUUUCAUCGGUUCCAAGAGCUCGGAGCCAGGUCAAGGGGUUGAGGACCUCGGAGGCGGGCAACUGGACAAGAAAAAAGAGACCGAUCCUAAAAUAAGCGUCGCCACUCCGCCGACCGAGCUCAGUAAUAUCCACGUAAUCGAGGAGGAACGGAAGACCGAGGAGAAUUCGUUGAAAUCCAAGACCGAACGGACAACCACAUCCACCACUGAAACGCCUUCAACCACCACGGAGAGACCUGAAUUGGAUAAAGAUGAUUCGAUUCCUAAGAAAGGGUUAAAGAAAAAGAAGAAUCUGUCCAUAGAUAUCAAUCAAAUCCAGAUAGAAGCUUACUCUACGGUAAAGAAAGCUCCUCUGAAGAGGGAAGAUUCCUCGGCAUCGACCAUUUCUUCCAAAUCGGUUACCAGCACUCCGGAUACCUCCGUUCCAGCUUCCGAAGUUUCUACCCCGAUCGCAGAGAUCUCUGUGCCUAUAAUAAAUAUCGAAAACGUGUCCACACCGGUCAACCUCGAUUCUCAAAUUUUGGACGAGGAAAAUGAGCCCAAAACACCUACUAACGAAUGGGCGGACAUUGAACAAUCGAAGAUCUCCAAGUGGAAUAAUCAGAACGAUCUGUCCAAUCUUAACUGUGUUGAGAAAGAAGUCGUUCAGCUCGAACCUUCCAAGGAUAUCAGCUUGAAUAGCAGCCCGGAAGGAAGUCCGGAAUCCUCUAAGAAGAAAAAGGUGGUCAGAAAAAAGAAGUCUUCUACGAUCAAGAAAAGUUCUACUAAAAAAGAAAGUAACAAAGAUAGCAAAAAGAAUACUGCUAGCAAGAAGAAUUCCUCCAAGAGUCAAGAGACGUUGAAGCCUGUUGAAGCAAAGGCUUCCUGUAAAAAUAGUCCUAAAAACGUGCCUUCUCAACGUCCCCUAGAUCUCAUCAGGAUGUUUUAUACAACUCCAUCAGCAUUAUUAACCGCAACACCCAGAGAUUUGUCUAAAGUUCGUCGAGCCAAGAUUAAGAGAAGAAAGCAUCAUUCCAGGACACCAUCUGUAAGCAGUGAUAGUACCGGAAGUACCACUAGUACAGCGACCACGGAAAGCAGUGGAUCCACGUGUACGGAGCUUGAUGAUGAUCCAGAACACAAGAGAAUGAAUUCUACCAGGAGUAACGAUUCUGGCUUCGAUGGCUCACCAAGGAUAUCCAAUUGCGACAUGGCCUGUCACAAGAAAUGCGAGAAACUGACUGGAAAUCUUUGUGGAUUGAAUCAAAAGCUUGUGGCGGAAGCCUUGCAGUCCCUCAAGAGAGCACCUUCACAGUCGUCGGACAACCAGAGGAAUUCAGACUCUUCAGAUCAUUUCCCCAGUGGAAGGAUCACCCCACCGGCCACAAACCUGCCUAGGUUCAAAAAAUACAACGUGACAGACUUUAACUUUUUAAAAGUCCUAGGGAAAGGUAGUUUUGGAAAGGUGUUGUUAGCCGAACUGCGAGGUACCGAGUGUGUUUACGCGGUGAAAUGUUUGAAGAAAGAUGUGGUCCUCGAAGACGACGACGUGGAAUGUACCUUGAUCGAAAGAAAAGUCCUGACACUUGCCACGAGGCAUCCGUAUCUCUGUCACCUGUUCUGUACCUUCCAGACAGAUUCUCACUUGUUCUUCGUGAUGGAGUACCUGAAUGGCGGCGACUUGAUGUUCCAUAUUCAAAAAUCGGGUCGUUUCCCUGAACCAAGGGCCCGAUUUUACGCAGCAGAAAUCUGGUCUGGUUUGAAUUUCUUGCACAAGAAAGGAAUAGUGUACAGAGAUUUGAAAUUGGACAACGUAUUACUAGAUUACGAAGGGCAUAUCAGAAUAGCCGAUUUUGGCAUGUGCAAGCUACAAAUUUUCCUCGACAGAACCGCCGAUACUUUCUGCGGCACGCCUGAUUACAUGGCUCCCGAGAUCAUAAAGGGACUGAAAUACAAUCAAGCGGUCGAUUGGUGGUCGUACGGCGUGCUUCUGUACGAGAUGCUCACGGGACAGUCGCCAUUCUCCGGUUGCGACGAGGACGAGCUAUUUUGGAGUAUAUGUAAUGAAAGACCGUUCAUACCCCGUUACCUGAGCCAAGAUUCAACUGAUAUAUUAAUCGCCCUUUUGGAAAAGGAUUCUGGGAAAAGGCUUCCUGGCCACGAAAUCGCUUUGCACUCCUUCUUCCAAACAUUACCGUGGGAUAGAUUAGAAAGGAGGCAAUUGGAACCACCUUUCAAACCAGCUUUGGACCAUACUUUAGAUACCAAGUAUUUCGACACAGCGUUCACAGCUGAGAGACCGCGACUGUCUCCUGUACCUGAGCAAAUCCUUGCUUCCAUGGAUCAAGGCGUUUUCCGAGGAUUUUCUUAUACAAAUCCAAAUUCGAGGAUGUUCAGCUCGUUGAGACUGACCAGUAUGCGCUCGCACAAAAAUCGUGCUAGGCCAGGAAGCGUGGCCACGUCCGCCAGUUCAGAUUCAGCUCGACCAGACGAAAUCUCACCCCAGUCUUAUUAUCCGUACAGUUUUUUGCUAUUAGAUGAUCAAGAUGCUCCUGUAUCCACUCCUUCCAGCGUAUCCUCCAAAGUUGCCCAAGUAAGGGUGGAACGUGAAGGGGGAAGUCUCGGAGUUACCCUCAGAGGUGGAGUUUCCAGAGCUUUAGUGGUUACUGGAGUGAAGUCCGAUGGGCCAGCGGCUAAAGAAGGAAGAGUCAGGCCUGGAGAUAGAUUGUUAGCUGUAGAUGACACUGAAUUGAGGGGUCUGACCUUAGCAGAAGCUCAAAGGGCGCUUAGGAGGAGCUCUGAUGCUCCUGUAGCUUCUUUGACUAUUGAAUACGAUGUUGCUAAUAUGGAAGAAGCGAGGGCAGCUACUUCCGGUCCCUUGUUGGUGCAAUUAGAACGUGGACUCUCGGGAGAAUUAGGCCUGACGGUGAGAGAAACGCCAAACGGAGUGUACAUUGAAAGUUUAAGACCAGCAAGUACUGCAGAUCGAUGUGGAGCUUUGCAACCUGGCGAUAAACUGUUGGCAGUGGACGAAACUCCUGUCCAGGAUGCUGUGACGGCUGCCAAAUUACUCAGAAAUAAUUAUGAUUCCCGCAUAGCUAGAUUGCAGAUCUUACCUAGACCUCCCAGUGCCUCGCAGAGAACCGUAAAAAGAAGAGCGCAACCGCAGGCGCAGCAGACUUCUAAUCAGACUUUGCAGACUACAGAAAGCCUAACUGUAGUCCUCAGACCUGAUCAUAAGGGAUUUGGUUUAGCUUUAAAGCUCACCGACGACCGUUUAAAUUAUAUUGUUAGUCUAUUAGAAGCUGGAGGUCCGGCAGAACGCAGUGGAGUACUCCUUCCUGGAGACAAAGUGCUUGCAAUUAAUCGUAAAAUGCUUCGAGAUCUUCAACCAGCUGAGGUUACUGGUAUCUUGGAAACUUCUCAAGUAAUGGAAUUGGUGAUAGAAUACAAAGUUGGUGGACCAGUUGUACCUAGUUCAGGAGUAUUCACAGUGCGAGUGGCAAGACCUGUAGGGGGGCAGCCUGAUGUAGGUCUCACAGUGAAUGAAGAUUUGAUCAUUAGUGAGGUUCGCAAGGGAUCUUUAGCUUACAGAACUGGCAGCUUAGCACCAGGAGAUAGAUUACUAGCAAUAGAUGGGCAAAAACUAGAUCCUGGUGAUCUCCGACAAGCCGCACAAUUGUUACAUCGACCAGGAAGCUCCGUUAUCUCUCUGACUGUGAGAAAACCGAAUCCUAUUUCAGAAACAAGAGAGUACUGCAAGGACUCGAUCAUAGGUAGCGACUCAGUGCAACAAUAUUCUCCAGGAAUUCUUCGACCGGCUAGAGAGAGUCUACCAAGCGUAGACAGUGCAGUGGAUUCUUGGGGAGAACUGGGAGAGAAUAAUGGAACAGGCCCGGAGAUUCUAAGGCUUUGGGAUACGGCUUCUGUGGAUAGUGGACAAUUGGAACUAUCUAUGCCUCCUUAUCCUGGACCACAAGAAUGCAAUAAUCCAGAUAGACCACAACAAAUAGUCCAUGUCUCUUUGCAUAAAGAUCCAGUAUAUGAGGAUUUUGGCUUUUCAGUAUCUGAUGGUCUAUAUGAACGUGGAGUUUAUAUAAAUCGUCUUCGACCUGGAGGACCGUGUGACGGUGUUUUAAAACCUUAUGACAGAAUUCUUCGAGUAAACGAGGCUAGCACGGAAGAUUGUGACUGUUGUUUGGCUGUUCCAUUGAUUGCUGCGGCUGGUCCACGUUUAGAUCUCACCAUAGCACGAUCAGUAUCUCCUCCUAAUAUUAUAAAAACUCUGUAAAGGAGAGCAAAUCAAAGUGUAAUGUGGAAAAUGGUGGUGAAUAUAUCUGGUAUAUUUUUGUACACACCUGUAUUUUAUUUAUAAAAAUAAAUGUAUAGAUUGCUUUUAGCUA
Messenger RNA from Apis laboriosa (Himalayan honeybee), 7830 nucleotides. RefSeq lists its product as uncharacterized. Gene Ontology annotation, biological process: protein phosphorylation. The coding region runs from base 933 to 7718 and encodes 2261 amino acids. The transcript is spliced from 12 exons. Lineage: Eukaryota; Metazoa; Arthropoda; Insecta; Hymenoptera; Apidae. The record is from RefSeq and is a predicted model, not a curated record. Gene Ontology annotation, molecular function: protein binding; ATP binding; protein serine/threonine kinase activity.